GAAGAUGACGAAAGAAUACAGAAUUAAGCUUAACCUGGCUAAUUCGUGUAUCCGACUCUGCUUAGUAGUAGUACUAGUUGUCCUUGCAAGUCUAACUAUCCCAUCGGAUUGUUUCCGUCAUGAUGACCAUUAUCCCAAAACCAUUGCUGCCCUCUUCGUCUUUGGUGAUUCACUCAUUGAUCCUGGGAAUAACAACUACAUCAACACAAGUACACGCUUCCAGGCCAACUUUCCCCCAUACGGAGAAUCAUUCUUCAAAUAUCCAUCGGGAAGGUUUUGCGACGGCCGGGUAAUUACGGAUUUUAUUGCUGAAUACGCAAAGCUCCCUUUCAUUCCACCUUAUCUCCAAAUUGGCUACCAAUAUCAGUUGGCUUAUGGUGCAAACUUUGCAUCUGCUGGCGCCGGUGCUCUAGUUGAAACCUAUCCCGGAUCGGUUGUCGACCUUAAAACGCAGUUGUGGCAUUUCAACGAGGCUGAAAAACUAUUGAGAUCCAAUAUCGAUAGAAGAGGAGCUGAGCGAAUCGUAUCCAAUUCUGUUUACUUGUUUAGCAUAGGGGCAAAUGAUUACUCGAGCUAUUCAAGAAAUUCCAACAUAUUUAAGUCAUUUACCCCUGAGGAUUAUGUAGCAAUGGUGGUUGGCAACAUUACAGCUGCUCUCGAGGUAAUAUACAAGAAAGGUGGGAGAAAAUUUGGAGUUGUAAAUAUGCCGCCUCUAGGCUGUGUACCAGCCUCUAGGGCUGCCGAUUUGGCUGCUGGAGGGACUGGAGAGUGCAAUGGACAGAUGACAGCUUUGGCCAAGUUACAUAAUGUCUUACUUUCCAAAAAACUCGAGCACCUGCAGAAGCAGCUCAAAGGCUUUAGAUAUUCAUAUUUUGACUUUUUCGCAGUUUUUGUUGAUUUACUUGACAAUCCAUCAAAAUACGGCUUUAAGGAAGUGAAGAGUGCAUGCUGCGGCAGUGGUCCUUUCCGAGGAGCAAAUAGCUGCGGAGGGAGGUGGGGGAUAAAAGAUUACGAGCUUUGUGGCAAUCCACAAGAUUAUUCCUUCUUUGACUCCGGUCAUCCUACUCAAGCUGCCAACCAGCAGUUCGCGGAGCUCAUCUGGGCUGGACCCUCCAAUGUUACUGGCCCUUAUAAUCUCAAGUCACUUUUUCAGCUUUCAUUGUAACCUGAUCUACUCAAGAUUGAAGUUCAUUACUAAGGGACCAUUUGUGACA
Molecule: messenger RNA, 1214 nt
Organism: Coffea eugenioides
Lineage: Eukaryota; Viridiplantae; Streptophyta; Magnoliopsida; Gentianales; Rubiaceae
Product: GDSL esterase/lipase 2-like
Exons: 5
Coding region: 5-1165 (386 amino acids)
Molecular function (GO): hydrolase activity, acting on ester bonds
Source: RefSeq, a predicted model, not a curated record